GCUCAAUUCAUUUUUACUUGGAAAAGCUCUUUAUUUUAACCUCAAACUUUUGAAGAUAUUUAUUAAGCUAAAUUUAAGGUAUUUAAUUGAAAAUAUAAGUAAAACCAUGGAAGUCGAUGAUGCAGAGACUGGAUUUGCCUUAAUAAGACAAGGAUAUUGCCAAAACAAUCUGAUCUUUAAGCUUAAUCAACGAAAUAUAAUUGGACGUGGAUUUGGCACAACAAUAAAUAUAUUAAGUUUAUUUGUGAGCCGUCAGCAUUGUGUGAUGUAUAUGGAAGAUGACGGAAAUUGGUAUAUACGAGAUUGUGAAACCAUGAAUGGAACAUUUAUCAAUGACGAAAAAAUACAGCCAAACAUUGACUACCUCUUAAAUCUCAAUGACAAAAUUGGCUUUGGAAUAAGCAUAAGCUCAUUGAACAACAGUGAAUAUUCAAAUCCAGACUAUUACGUCUAUAAAUUGAUAUAUUAUCCAACACAACAAGAUCAUAUCUACGAAUAUGAUGUUAAUAGCUUGUGCUGGGAUUUAGAAAAGUUGUGAAUAGAUUCACAUUGUUUUUCAUGCUUAAAUCUGUAAGGAAAAUAAUAAAUUAUAGAGAAGAAUGAAUGUAAGAACAUACAA
Chironomus riparius is the source of this 619-nucleotide messenger RNA. Lineage: Eukaryota; Metazoa; Arthropoda; Insecta; Diptera; Chironomidae. The record is from the annotation of a GenBank genome assembly.